Molecule: messenger RNA, 5071 nt
Organism: Columba livia (rock pigeon)
Lineage: Eukaryota; Metazoa; Chordata; Aves; Columbiformes; Columbidae
Gene: PHF10
Product: PHD finger protein 10
Exons: 9
Coding region: 81-1739 (552 amino acids)
Cellular component (GO): npBAF complex
Source: RefSeq, a predicted model, not a curated record
CCCUCGCAGGGGCGAGCGCGCUCGUGCCGGCUCCUCCGAGUGCGCCCCCCGCCCCCCGUACACCCCUCCUGCGGGGGCUGAUGGUUCACAAACGUAGCUCGUCCCCGGCUGACGUUCCCGGAGACGGGAGCCUGGCGGCGGAGCAGCUCAGCCCUGCUGGGUGCCAGCUCCCGCGCUGGUCAGCGGCGGCGGCGUUCGACGCUAACCACCGCGGGGGGAUGCUGCCCCUCCGCCCCGCGCUGCUGCCCAAGCGCUACCGCGGCGGCUCGGCUCCGCGCUCGCGGACGGGCCGCGCGGCCGCCCGAGCGGCGGCCGGAGGAGGAGGAGGGCGCGCCGGCGGCAGCAGCGGCAGCGGGGCCCCGGCGUUGGGCCCCCGCGGCGGCGUAGUUGGCAGCGGCGGGGCGGGCCGGGUGCCCGUCCGGAGACGCGGGCCGGGGUCGCCGCGGGCUGCCCGGAGGGGGGCGGAGCAGGAGCUGCGCGAGCCGCCGCGCUCGUGCGCGAGCUGGCCGGUAGGGGCCGUUGCCACCCCCCGCAGGGGAAGGGGGGGCGGAGCCGGGCGCGGCGCGAGGCCGGGUCGCGCGGCGGCGGCGCUUCUCCUCGCCCAGCCGGCGGCGGCCCCCGCGGCGGUCAUGGCGGCCGUCCUGUCCCCGCGCCUCUGCGACAGCGACCCGGCCACGCCCGGCGCCCAGUCCUUGAAGGAUGACACAGAAGAAAAUUCCAAUGAUGGCAGCCAGCCAUCCAAAAGACGACGUAUGGGCUCAGGGGACAGUUCGCGGAGCUGUGAAACUUCUAGUCAGGACCUUGGAUACAGCUAUUUUCCUGCUGAAAACCUGAUAGAAUACAAGUGGCCACCUGAUGAAACGGGAGAGUACUAUAUGCUUCAGGAGCAAGUCAGUGAAUAUUUGGGUGUGACAUCAUUUAAAAGAAAAUAUCCAGAAAGACGAGAUCUGUCUCAUAAGGAGAAACUCUACCUCAGAGAACUAAAUGUUAUCACAGAGACACAGUGCACACUAGGUCUAACAGCUUUGCGUAGCGAUGAAGUAAUUGAUCUUAUGAUUAAAGAAUACCCUGCCAAACAUGCUGAGUAUUCUGUUAUACUGCAAGAGAAAGAACGUCAGCGAAUAACAGAUCAUUAUAAAGAGUACUCUCAAAUGCAGCAGCAGAACACACAGAAAGUAGAAGCCAGUAAAGUUCCAGAAUAUAUUAAAAAAGCUGCCAAGAAAGCUGCAGAAUUCAACAGUAAUUUAAACCGAGAGCGGAUGGAAGAAAGAAGAGCCUACUUUGAUUUACAAACACAUAUUAUCCAGGUGCCUCAAGGAAAAUACAAAAUCUUGCCUACAGAGAGAACAAAGGUUAGUCCUUAUCCAGUGGCUCUCAUACCCGGCCAGUUCCAGGAGUACUACAAAAGAUACUCUCCAGAUGAACUUCGUUACCUGCCGUUAAACACAGCUCUUUAUGAACCUCCUUUGGAUCCAGAGCUACCUGCGUUAGACAGUGAUGGAGAUUCAGAUGAUGCAGAGGAAGGGCGAGGUGAUGAAAAACGGAAAACCAAAGGCAAUUCGGACAAUUCGUCUGGCAAUGUAUCUGAAGGUGAUUGCGCCACAGACAACCAGGAGGAUUCUUUUCAGGGAAGACAAAAAACAAGAGACAAAAGUGCUACUCCAAGAAAAGAUGGUUCCAAACGUUCUGUAUUAUCCAAAUCAGUUCCUGGGUACAAGGCAGAAGAAAAGAGCCCCUGACUGAACUUCUUUCUUGAUGAGCCUCUCCCUGAAAUAUUUGGUUUUAUUCAGUAAUAUGGAACUUCUGCUUGCUGUACUUCACUAGCUGCUCUCCUGUUGUGCGCUCCAUCUGUUUGCUUCCUUACUUCCUUUUUGCUUUUAUUUCACGUGGGGCUUUCCUUUACUCUAGCAAUACAGUGGCCUCUGUUUCUGUUAACUUCCAGUUUCCCAGUCAGUAACACCAGAAAAGUCCAUUGUGGGUUUAUCAUUGGAACUCUGCAGCUUUCUGUCUGUCUUAACGUAGCAGUGAGAAUGAUUUACCAGUUCAAAACUAGCAUUCAGUAUCCGUUAUUUUUUUUCUACUGCUCAGUAUGGCAGCAUAUCCAGAGAUCAGUGCUGUAAAGUGCAGCUGUGUGGCUGAACAUACUGUUAUGAUAUUCAUCUUAAAUACAGCCUUUCAUCCUGAGAUGUAACAAUGCACAGGAUGGAAGGCAAGAAGCUUACUACAGUUGUAUAGGCAACACUAUGUAACCAUUUCAACAAUUUAUGGAGAAUAGCUUUUUAUGUAGUUCAUAUUAUGUAGAAACAUUUGUGGGCGAUAUGCUUUUAUCCAAGCUAAAAACUCAAUGAGGUUAUUAAGGCAUUUCAGCUGUCAAGCAGUGCUUGCCAAACCUAAAACCAGAAUCAUCAGUGUUACUGCAUAAUAAUUUCAGAAUUUAAGAUAAAAAAUAAUAGUAAGAUAAAAAUACUUCUCCGAAGAAAUGGGAAUUGACAUGCAUUUUUUGUAAUUAUUCUGCAUACUAAGAGAGGAUCUGUAUAUAACAGUUUCAAAGCACAUUAUUGCCUAGUCCUGUUCUGCUGAAAGGAAUUUUCCAUUGAAUAGACCCAUAAAGAGGGAAAACACUACAUUAAGAUAGGCUUUAGUAUUUAGCAAUCAGGAAUGCUUGUUAAGAGACACGGAAAAAGGAAAAUCUUUGUCAGUGACAAGAUCGUGCAUACUGAGAAACUGUCUCAGCGAAAGUGAGGUGUUGAUGGCUUGUAUUUUAUAUUCAUAAAUAUUUACUGUUUGUGUUUACCAAGUUAACAGUAAAUAAACACUAACCUUAAGAAGCUAAUUUCCAGCAAGAAUUAGACAGCUUUGAUAAAUUUUCUCCGCAUACAGUAUCCGUACAUGUUCGUAACAGAUAGUGAGCUCUAGUUGCGUUUUCUCUUUUCAGGAAUUUAUUAAGAAAUAUGCAAACUAUGGAGAUUUAGACUGUGGUACCAUAUGUAUAUUUUUUUAUAUGUAACUUUACAAAUUAUUGUAGACACAGAAUGCAUGCUGAUAUUCCCAUGAACAUGAAAUCCAAAAAUGGAGCUUGACAUUUUUUUAGCUUUGUUUAACUUGACAUUAGAGAUUGUGUGCCACUGGUUUACGAAGUUUAACUUAGCUGUGAGAUGCCUGAGUGUUUGGUUAGUUCAAUCUUUUUAAUGGCCUUACAAAUGCGCAGAGAGAGGACUGGUGGAGCAGAACUUUUUUGCAAAGUUCUGAACUUCAAAUUGUAGAAGAAUAAUGGUAGUGUACAGCAUUGCAUUUUGAAAAUGGAUCCCUGUAGCAAUUACUUCUUGGUUCAGAAUCGUGUUAGUAACAAAUGUUUUACUGUAAACUUACAGUGCCACAUCUUUGCAAUGUCAGCCUACCCUGCUUUUAUCAGCCAUCAGGCUGUUGAUAAGUAAAAGGUGGUGAUGUUGUGUUGGGAGGGUGAGAGGAUUUGCUUUCAUGUUUGUGGGAACAUUUAAACACUUUCAGUAAACCCAAUUACAUGAGCUCUUUUAACUGAUAGGACAGAAAGAUUGUUGUGUGUUAUUAUAUAAAACCACCAGAUAAUGAUAUACCAUAUGUGCCUAAAUAUUAAGGCACUUCGGGCUGAAGGCUUAGCUGAUUUUAAAUGUUGUCUCUGUGAAUUCUCAAUCUUUGUAAUACUUUUGAUCUGUAUUGUUCUCUAAUAUUUGACUAUUUUUGUAGGAUAGUAAUCUUUUGGUUAUACGUAGUUGAAAUUGAAGGAUAAUUGCUAUGGCAUCAAUGUGCAAAUAUAUAGUUAUAGACACAUUAUGAAUAUUACAGGAUUCACGCAUUUCCACUGACUUAUUUUUGAGUAAAAGAAAUAAUGUAUUUUAUAUGGAGCCAUUUUUAUUGUCGGUUCUUUAACAAAGAACGAUUAGCAUGUGUUUUACAUUUUGUCAUGUUACAAGUAGUGAGUCUUUGUUGCAGGACUGGCUAUUACAAUUGCACACACAGGGUACUGUUAAAAGUACAGGAUAUUUUUUGCACAUAAAACUGAAAUGUAUUGAGAAACUAUAUUUUGCAACACUUCUUUUUCAGGUCACUGUAUAUGAAAAUGGAACGCUUUGCAUUCAGAAUAGGACCUUAUAAAAAUGGUGUAGUUGGAAUGCUUACUUUGAGACCUGCACCACAGCAGCAUGAAAGUGAAAACUUACAGAGCAGGCAGUCAUCAUUUUGACUCUCCAUUAAUUUUCCCUCCCUUCCUUAUCCCAGUAAGAUGAGGAUGUAGAAAGCAAAAUUUCCUCUAAUCAGAUGGGGUAUUAUGACAUCCCAUUUGGAUUUGAUAGUCUUUUUUCAUAACAUUUCUAAAAGCCAUUUAUGGUGGUAGAACUUGAACUGUUUUGAAAUGUGAAUAGUCUUGCUUUUUUUUAAUUUUCAUUUUUGUAAAAAUACUUCCAACUGUUGGAACUUUAUUACUAGUAGGCUGUGAUACUCACCCCUCAACAUACAAUAUUUCUAAUGAACACAAUUGAGUGAAGUAAGAAUAUAUGGAAGCAUUGUUAAUAAAUGCAUCUAUAUCAGUGUCUAACUUUAGAAUUGUGUGUUAACUGCACAUACCCUAGCGCAGGUACAGUGAUUGAAAAGUAGCUCACUUUAGUUUUGCUGGAGCACAAGGGAGUAUGCUGCUGUACAUGAAAGGCAGUCAAAUACAAAUCUUUAACAAACUAGAAUUCUGAUUAGAAAAGUGCACUUGCUAUUCUAGAAAGGUUUGGUUUACUUAGAAAUAGAUAAAAACACAAUUAAAAAAAAAUUAGAAUGUAGCCUAAACAACGGAAGGGUAAAUGCUGCCACACUGACAAGGUUUAAGCAUGUGCCACUUUUGUUGGGAGGAGCAGGGUAUAAAUGUAUACAUGUAGGACACAUAGAAUAGUUAACAGUAAAAGAGUUUAUGUGUGGUUUUGCUUCCAUUAUAUUUAUUAUUUUGUAGAGACGUUUGUGAAUGUUAGAUUUCUUUUAUUGUUUUAUUAUAUUUAUGUAUAAAACAGGUUGACUCUGCUUUUUUAAAAUAAAUAAGCAAAAAAAAAAAGUA